This is a messenger RNA of Drosophila erecta, 777 nucleotides long. RefSeq names its product NADH-quinone oxidoreductase subunit B 2 (gene ND-20L). Gene Ontology annotation, biological process: aerobic respiration; mitochondrial respiratory chain complex I assembly; electron transport coupled proton transport. The record is from RefSeq and is a predicted model, not a curated record. Lineage: Eukaryota; Metazoa; Arthropoda; Insecta; Diptera; Drosophilidae. Bases 85 to 723 code for a protein of 212 amino acids. Gene Ontology annotation, molecular function: 4 iron, 4 sulfur cluster binding; quinone binding; NADH dehydrogenase (ubiquinone) activity. The transcript has a single exon.
UAACGCUGGCAAUUUCGGAAAGUACUAAGUUUUCACAUCUCUUCAUUCACUGCCGCAACGAAAAAUAAAUUAAGUCUCAGCAGGAUGAUAGGCUUCCUGAUAUGGGCCAGGAAUCCUGGCAAGCUGCUGCUCCCCCGCAGCGGAGUGAUGCCGUCCCAGCUGCUUCGUGGCCAGAAGACCAUGCCGGUGUACGAUUACCGUUGCAAGAAUCCGCCCAAGUGGGGCUACUCGGCCUUCGGACGGGACCAGAAGACCUGGGGCGAGUGGAGCUGUGCCCGGCUGGAUGACCUACUGAACUGGGGUCGCAAGGGAUCGCUGUGGCCGAUGACCUUUGGCCUCGCCUGCUGCGCCGUGGAAAUGAUGCACAUCGCGGCCCCUCGAUACGACAUGGAUCGCUACGGAGUGGUGUUCCGGGCGUCUCCGCGCCAGGCGGACGUGAUCAUCGUGGCCGGAACUCUGACCAACAAGAUGGCACCGGCCUUCCGGAAGGUGUACGACCAGAUGCCGGAGCCCAGAUGGGUCAUUUCCAUGGGCAGUUGCGCCAAUGGUGGCGGCUACUACCACUACUCCUACUCGGUGGUUCGCGGCUGCGAUCGCAUUGUGCCCGUGGAUAUCUACGUGCCCGGCUGUCCGCCCACCGCCGAGGCCUUGAUGUACGGAAUCCUGCAGCUGCAGAAGAAGGUCAAGCGCAUGCGGACUCUGCAGAUGUGGUACAGGAAGUGAGGUGCUCCUGACCUCUUAAGUUCAGUAAAUAAAUGACUUUGUAUCUAGUGGGAA